Messenger RNA from Lodderomyces beijingensis, 2307 nucleotides. The record is from the annotation of a GenBank genome assembly. NCBI's taxonomy places the organism in Eukaryota, Fungi, Ascomycota, Pichiomycetes, Serinales, Debaryomycetaceae.
AUGAGUGAAUGGGCUUCUGGCGGUGACGAAAACGACGAAGAAGAUGAUAUUUAUCAGAAAUACAAACAAACCGAAGUUAGAGAAGGUAUUGCCUUUUUGAUUGAAAUCACUCCCGAUUUAUUACAACCUUCGUUGGAGUUUAGCCAUCACCAAAGCAAACUCUAUGAGAUUCUCUCAAGUAUCAAUGAACUAGCUCAAGAGUUGAUCAAGACUAGGAAAAACACCGGGAUUGGAAUCUAUUUUUAUAACAAUGUGGCUCACGCGCCGGUUUCAGCACGAAAGAAGCCUCUUGGAUUCUGUCAUCUUUUCCCCCUUGUUGAACUAAAUGCCCAUUACAUGAAACGGUUAAGUGAUUUGGUUCUUGAUGCAACUACUGGGAUCAUACCCUUGGAUAAAGUAUUUGAGUACCAACCAAUGGCGAAUGAAGAGCAUUUGGCUACGAUAUUGAGCAAGAUGAUUGACCAAUUGGCAAAACAUACUUUUUUCAACAAGAGAAGGUUAGUUUGGAUUACAACUAACGAUAAGCCGUAUACGAAGCAAUCUAGCAAAGAGUCAUUAUGGAGGGUUAUUGAUGAUUACUAUGAGUACAAGUUUCUCAUUGACCCGUUUUUCAUCAAGCCCGCGGGUGCAAAGGAGUUUAAUUUUCAGCUAUACAAGGAUUUGUUUAUGAAUACCAAUUUUCUCAAGCGGGAGAAGCAAACAAAAUCUUCAAAUCAGGCAGCCCCUGUGGGAAAAGAAGUGAAAGAAGAAGAAGAAGAAGAAGAGCCAGCGUUUGGAUUCUCAAAGGAUAGCCCCACUUUCCAACGACUGAUGUUGGGAUCUCAGAUUCGUGAUAGUAUAAUGAGCAUGAAGAAUGUGCGACGAGUCUUGUUCACUUGCAAUUUGGUCUUAAGCAAUGGCGGAACUAUUGGCGGAGGGUUAGGGUGCACCAUUAAAGCGUAUCAGCUUUACAGCCAUGAAAAAGUGAAAACCCGCGAGUUGUUGUUGUAUACCAGAGACGAGGAAAUGAAAAAAGUUUACACCGAGUCUCUAUUGGUGAAAUCUGGGAAUUCAGUCGACCUGCGGGAUAUGGAAAUAAUCAAGAAUAAGAAUGAGUCGGGAAAGUCUAAUAGGGAUCAAAAGGAAGAGAGCAUGAUACAAAAAGGGUUUACCUUGGGCGGUGGCCAGGAGAUUUUAAUGUUGAAUAAAGAACAGAUGGAUUUUAUGAAAGAUUAUACGUUUGAUCAUCAGCUACAGGAGAAGUCAGAGCGAGAUCCAAAUGAUAUUGAAACUGCUGGAGUAAUUGACCAAGAUGACGAUGGGGAUGCAGAUGGAGAGGAAAUCGCGAUCAAGGCAUUUUCCAAACUGCCCUAUUUGCAGUUAGUUGGCUUUAGAGACGUGCAGCACUUCAACAUGUCAAUGUGUUGCGGUUAUGCCAUCUAUGUCUCUGCUGACCUUUCCGGCUCGACUAAUAGCACGAUCGAAGGAACAUUCACCAACUCCUUGCGCACUUUUGCCUCGCUAUACCGAUCGUGUGUCAAAUUGAAGCAAUAUGCAAUAGUCUUUGGCUGCUUGAGGCGGAACAUGCGGCCGCGACUUUUCGCAAUGUACCCCACUGGAAUGACCAACUCAACCAAGAUUGGUGAGCUGAAAGAUGAAUCGCGCCAGUUUCCCGAGGGGUUUUUGUUGAUUCGUAUGCCAUGGGUUGAAGAUGUAAGAGCACUCCCUGGUGACUUUAUUGCAGGUGUGAAGAGGAACAACACGGAGCAGGAAGAGUCGCUGACGUUGACCGAUGGAAGCUUGGUGAAAUCGAUGAAACAACUUAUACGCCAACACGAAUGGGGUUCAUAUAAUCCCCAAGAUUGGCCCAAUGCAUCGCUCAAUUAUUUCUACAAUGUCAUCAAGCAUGAAAUCUUGAAGAUCCCCUAUCCGCCCGUGGAGCGAUCGUUGCUUAAACACGACAAGACGAUUUUUGCCUUGAAGCAGCUUAAAGCGGGGCUCACCCGGGAGUCGAAACUGUUGAUCAGUGAGAUCAAUCAACGCAUUGGUGAAUUGACUCAGCGUGCAGCUAAGCGGGAAUUGGAAGAGGACGAUCUACUAGCUCUGGCGAACCAUGAACAACAUGUCAAGAAACAGAAGCGGGAAAGCAGCGCGUUGAGUGAGGAAAUGGUGUUGGUUGCUUGGAAGAAUGCCUCGUUGCAGAAAUUCAAUAUCGACCAGUUGAGGGGUUUUUGCAGGAGAUAUCCCGACAUUAGGACUGCUUCUAGAAAGGCCGAGUUGAUUGAAAAUAUCAAAGAGUAUUUGGAAGCUAAUCGCAAGAAAAGUUGA